This is a messenger RNA of Engraulis encrasicolus (European anchovy), 1396 nucleotides long. RefSeq names its product carboxypeptidase A2-like. Lineage: Eukaryota; Metazoa; Chordata; Actinopteri; Clupeiformes; Engraulidae. The record is from RefSeq and is a predicted model, not a curated record. Gene Ontology annotation, biological process: proteolysis. The transcript has 11 exons. Bases 37 to 1299 code for a protein of 420 amino acids. Gene Ontology annotation, molecular function: zinc ion binding; metallocarboxypeptidase activity.
AUUUCACCACUAGUGUCCCUUUGGGCAGCUGCAAAGAUGAUGAGGACCUGUUUGAGUUUGCUUCUCCUGCUUGCGGCAGGUCACUGCAACAAGCUUUUCAUUGGAGACCAAGUGCUCCGCAUCAGUCCAGAGUCUGAGGAGCACAUUGAACUUCUUCAGGCGCUGGAGAAUGAACAGUACUGGGAGCUUGACUUCUGGACCCAUCCCGUGUCCACCGAGCUGACCGUGGAUAUCCAUGUCCCUUAUGUAGCCCUAACACCUAUGAAGGAAUAUCUCACGGAAAACAACAUCCCCUUUUCUGUCAUGAUCAACAAUUUACAAGAACUGGUGGAUGAGGAGGCAGCAGAGAUGACCAUGAGCAAUGAAAUGGAACGCUCCUCAAAGGCUUUCGACUUUGGAACCUACCAUACGCUGGAGAGUAUCUACAGCUGGAUUGACACCCUUGUAGCCGAUUACCCAACACUGGUGUCUAAAGAACAGAUUGGAUCAUCUUAUGAGGGCCGUCCAAUGUAUGCCCUCAAGUUCAGCACAGGUGGAGAGAAGAGGCCUGCCAUCUGGAUUGAUGCUGGUAUCCACUCAAGAGAAUGGGUGUCCCAGGCCAGUGCUGUGUGGAUGGCAAAUCAGAUGGCCUCUGACUAUGGCAGUGACAGCACUGUGAAGAAGCUUCUGGACACCAUGGAUGUUUACUUGAUGAUUGUCACCAAUCCCGAUGGCUACGUUCACUCUCACACCAGUGAUCGCAUGUGGCGUAAGACUCGCUCAAAGAAUCCUGGGUCUAUGUGUCGUGGAGUUGACCCCAACAGAAACUGGGAUGCCGGUUUUGGAGGCCCUGGAGCCAGUCAGAACCCUUGCUCAGAUGCUUAUCACGGGCCCCAUGCUCAUUCCGAGAUCGAGGUGAAGAACAUUGUGGACCUGGUCAAGAGCCAUGGCAACUUCAAGGCCUUCAUCUCCAUCCAUGCUUACUCCCAGCUGCUCAUGUAUCCCUAUGGUUACACAUGCAAGCAUGUUUCCCACCAGCCAGAGUUGGAUACUGUCGGCAGAGAUGCUGUUAACGCCCUUAGCUCUCUGUAUGGGACUCGCUACAAGGUUGGGAGCAUCUGCAAUAUUAUCUACCCAGCAAGCGGCGGGAGCAUUGAUUGGUCCUACAACCUUGGCAUCAAGUACUCUUUUGCUUUCGAACUUCGUGACACUGGUCGCUACGGCUUCAUUCUCCCAGCCAACCAGAUCAUUCCAACUGCAUCUGAGACGUGGCUGGCUAUGAAGCAUCUGAUGGUCUAUACAAAUGAACACCCAUACUAAGACGGUGACGGACCAACACCCUGUCGCCAUGGAGAUUGCUUCAGGGAACAAGCAAGAUGAAUAAAGAUGAUGGAACUUAAAGUGGUCGUGAUCCCAU